Pseudogymnoascus destructans is the source of this 4373-nucleotide messenger RNA. RefSeq lists its product as uncharacterized. Gene Ontology annotation, cellular component: cytoplasm. Gene Ontology annotation, biological process: actin cytoskeleton organization; signal transduction. The coding region runs from base 657 to 4373 and encodes 1238 amino acids. The transcript has 4 exons. Lineage: Eukaryota; Fungi; Ascomycota; Leotiomycetes; Thelebolales; Thelebolaceae. The record is from RefSeq and is a predicted model, not a curated record.
CUACUCGCCCUCCUACUCGCCCUCACCAACGAAAGUUACCAAGUUACUUCGUACCUUUAAUUACUCCGCAACCUCACAUCUCACAAAGUCACAAGUCGCUCAAUAUAGCACUCUGCUGCAACUACACCACUACAAUACCUACUUCGUCCCCCAUGCGCUUACCUCCCUCAUCUACUUCUCGAGCUUCAAUGAAUGUGUCUCGCUGUCUCUGUUUGAUCCUACGUCCAGCGUUCAGCCUCGACACCUUCCCCGACGUAGCGUGUUGAGAACUCCUCCUUCUCCCGACAGACACAGAGAGCUCAGGGCCUCAUCCAGCGCCUUGGCAACCACAGAGUGGCUUGUCGCGCUUCAUUCUCGUGGGAUAGAUACCAUACCCCAGAAGCUGCUUCGGCUCCUAUCUCGAUAAUACUUCGGUGUCUGAUCCGCUCCAACAAUCGCCAUCGUUAAUACCCUCGUUUGCUUUACGCCUGGGCCAUACACGACGCCCUUUGCUUCUCUGUUUUGCCUUCGAUCUGUCCUGUCCUCGACAAAACACACCUCCACCACCAACCACGAGCGAAGUGGCGCAUACCCGGCGAUACGACCCCUCCGACUCUGAUCGCGACCAGUAGGGAAUACGGGAUACAUCAAGCUGGCAUACUAUUCUGGUUCCGAUAAUGGGUCCUCAAUCGGAGGGAGGUCCCCCUGGUCCCAGCUGGGCGUAUGGAGGUCCACCGCCAUCGGGAGAGGAUAAUCGCUAUCAAUCCAGCCGGAAUAUGGCCCCUUCAGGCUACCCACAACGACAGCACCAGCACCAGCAGAAUCUCCCACGCCAAAACCAAAACAAUGGCUACGACCAGGCCAAUCGAGGACCACCACCACCCUCGCUCCAGGCCAACCAGGGAAUGGACAACAUUGCAGGAGACGCACAUAAAGACAGUUCUGAACGGGAUCGCUCGCGGCACCGUGGUGGAAAGAGGACGGGAAGCGGGCAACUCCGUCUAUGCAAGAAGUGCGGCGAGCCCCUCACAGGGCAAUUCGUGCGUGCACUCGGCGGCAUGUUCCAUCUCGAUUGCUUCAAGUGCAAGGAUUGCGGUCAAAUCGUCGCGUCAAAGUUCUUCCCAGCAGAUGAUGAAGCGGGCCAAGGCCAAUACCCAUUAUGCGAAACAGAUUAUUUUCGGCGCUUAGGCCUACUCUGUCACCAAUGCGGCGGGGCACUGCGAGGCUCGUAUAUCACGGCGUUAGAGCGCAAGUACCAUAUCGACCACUUUACGUGUUCGGUAUGCCCUACGGUUUUUGGCGCGCAAGACAGCUACUACGAGCACGCUGACAAGGUCUACUGUCACUACCAUUACUCGACGCAAUUCGCACAGCGCUGCAAUGGCUGUCAGACUGCUAUUUUGAAGCAAUUCGUGGAAAUCUUCAGGAAUGGACAAAACCAGCACUGGCAUCCAGAGUGUUAUAUGAUUCACAAGUUCUGGAAUGUAAGGCUUGCCGAGGCCUCGUCAGAACCGCCGCCAGAGCGACCUCUUUUGAAAGAUGCCUCGGAUGUCGAGGCACGUAAUUUGGUACGCGACGAGGAGGAGAGGAUGGAAGAGAAGGUGUACAGAAUCUGGAGCGUGCUUUCGACGUUUGAGGAAUCCUCGGCUGCGAAUAUCUCGGAUAUGCUCCUUCAUGUCAGCAACGGUGCCUAUGUGGAUGGAGUACUGACAGCCAAGAAGUUUAUCUGGCAUGUUGAUCUUCUCUUCAAGUCUGCAGAUAAACUGGAUGCCGUGAUAUCCCAGCAGGGCGUUAAAGGUCUCUCUUACUCGAGGGAAGCGAAGCUAUUAUGCAAGAAGAUAGUUGCGUUCUUCGCGUUGCUGUCGAAAACCCAAGACACAGGUGUUAGGAAGCUUGGCGUAACACAGGAACUCCUUUCGCUUGUCACGGGGCUGGCACAUUAUCUCAAGCUUCUUAUCCGGAUAUGCCUCCAAGGGGCUCUGCGAGUUGAACGCGAAAUGAAGAACACGCAUGGACUGGACCUGUUCCUGGGCGACCUCGGCGAUGUGGACCAAGUUAGAGAUAACGAGAAAUCUUUGGAGAAGACAACCGGCACGACAGGCCUUGCAGGAGCCGCCUCAGAUCAAUGCACACAUUGCCAACGGCCUAUGGAAGACGAGUGCGCCCUUAUUGGCGAGAAGAGGUGGCACCUGUCCUGUUUAAGCUGCUGCAUCUGUUCUCGGGAGCUCAGUCAUAACCUCGAGGAUGUGCGAUGGAGCGAUUCCGACAGGGUAUUAUACUGCAACAACUGCCAAAACCGGUCGCCAGAUUCCGUUUCUGGAUUUACUUACGUUACGCGAUUACAACAUUAUGUCUUCCUCCUGAGGGUGGCGCUUGCGAGACUCCUGGUGAUGUUGAGAAAUAGCGGUACGCUGCCACACACUUCUGAUGAUCCAAACUUGAAUGGUUAUAAUUCACAGGAAGGCCAUCGGCUCGGCGAGCCGUCAGACCAGCACCCAGCCGCUCUCACCCAGGAGAGUCGGUCUAAAUCUUACGGUGGCACGAGCGAAGAGAACCCACGAGAAUCGUCGUAUGAGAACACACUCAACGAUGUGCGGAGGUUGCGUAGCACACGUAUGGACAAGCACUUGUCUUCGACUAUCAAGAAGGCCAGGACAUCGCGUAUCAUGGAUGGACCGGAGAGCCGGAGCGUGCGGCCCGGAUCAGCUGGAGCUGAUGGGUCUGAUACGAGGAACAACGACUUUCACAUCGUGGAGGAGCGUGAUAACCAAGGCGAGCCAAGAUCGGAGCUCUUGUUCGGACACCAGGAUGCUCUUACUCUUGAUGAUAUCCCCAGGAUCGUCGCGGCUGAGCAAGCAAAGGAACAGAGGCCGAACGCCUAUAAACACGCCCGACAUGAGUUAUUCAAUACUUCUAUCACGGAGCCCAAGCUACUGAAUGGACACCAGAGGGCAUACUCCAACGCCAAUGAGCUCGACAACCCCAAUCUCGAGAGCGAGCCCUCCCCACAGCGCGGGCCGCCGGGAAAGCGAUAUUUCUCCGAGCUCUCCGCACUCGAGUACUUCAUCGUUCGCCACGUAGCGGUGUUGUCGAUGCAGCCAUUACUAGAUGGCCAUUUCACGCUGGAAGAGCUCCUGGGUCUCAUUGAGUCACGCAAGCCGACGUUCUGGGAUAAGUUCGGGAAGGCGUUUAAGAAUGAUAGCCGUAAGGGCGCGAAGAAGAAGGGCGUGUUUGGCGUUCCUCUGGAGGCGAUUAUUGAGAGAGAUGGAGCGGAUUCCACGGAUGGUGUUGGGCCGGGGAGCUUGAGGAUUCCGGCGCUGGUGGAUGAUGCGAUUUCGACGAUGCGGAAGAUGGAUUUGUCUGUCGAGGGUGUGUUCCGUAAGAAUGGCAAUAUCAAGAGGCUCAAUGAGGCCGUGGCGGCGAUUGAUAAGGAUGGGUGUGAUGCAGUGGACUUGUCUUCGGAGAAUGUGGUGCAGGUCGCAGCACUGUUGAAGAAAUAUCUUCGAGAGCUGCCAGACCCGUUACUUACGUUCAAGUUACAUCGUCUGUACAUCACGUCCCAGAAGAUCGCCGACGAAGACAGGCGCCGUCGCGUUCUGCACCUCACAUGCUGUCUACUCCCCAAGGUCCACCGCGACUGCCUCGAGAUCCUCUGCUCGUUCCUGAACUGGACCGCGUCGUUCCAUCAGGUCGAUGAGGAGUCGGGGAGUAAGAUGGACACGCACAAUCUCGCUACCGUCAUCGCGCCGAAUAUUCUGUUUACGAAUACGAAGAAUGCGGGGAUGGAUGAAAGUUUCCUGGCCAUUGAGGCGGUGCACUCGCUAAUUGAGUUUAACGACCAGAUGUGUGAGGUCCCAGAAGACCUCCAAUCAAUCCUCAACGACUCCUCCCUCUUCAACAAUACCAGCGACAUCACCACCAAAGAAAUCCUCAAACGCUACGGCGACAUCGCCGCCAGCGGCGGCCUGCGCCACACCGUCGAGACCACCCCCGGCCGCUCCAACGACGGCAACGGUAGCGGACGCGCCCACGCACCCGUCGUGACGCGUGUUGAGACGGAGAACUCGCAGAAUGGGACGUGGCAAAACGAAACUAGCGUGAGGCACGUGGAGGAGAAUUCUGGGAACGGCGCCGGGGGGUCGGGAAGCCAGACUACCCCGCCCCACCAGACGUGGCGAGGGGAGGACUUGGAACAUCCGAGUCCGUAUGCGCAGCGCGAUGGGUCGGGGUCCGGAUACCCGUCCAGGGAGAAGUUGCCGUUUGUGCAGAGGGAGGGGAAUGGGACGCCGGAUAGCCAUAAGGAGAGGAGCGGGUGGAGGCAUUCGGCGUGGGGGUCGAGGAGCCAGAAUCAGCAGCAGAAUGGUGGGGGGAUGGGGGUUACGGGGCCGAGCUAG